Molecule: messenger RNA, 1064 nt
Organism: Porites evermanni
Lineage: Eukaryota; Metazoa; Cnidaria; Anthozoa; Scleractinia; Poritidae
Source: the annotation of a GenBank genome assembly
UUCUCAUUUUCCGUUCUUUUUCAGAGAGACCAAAUGUUGGCUGCUCAUGAAAUGUUUAAGAAUGCAAACCGUGUGAGUCGAGCAGAAAAGGCUCUUAUUUUGGGAUUCAUGGCUGGUGCAAGAGGUACGUUAUCAGUGUGUACAUCUUUGGUGUUGUGUGGUGAACAGCAGAGAUAUAUACGAAGUGUAAAAUUGCACUGCACAAAAACAUUUUACCUUUUUCUUCUUUCUUGCUUUUUCGUUUUCGCAGUGGUACCUUCAUGCAGGCGUUCAGAUAAUGGAGUACGGCGCGAAGUCAGUGACGAAAGAAAAAAAAAGGAGGGAGAGAGAAAUAUAUAGGAGGGAACCCUCACUCUCACCUCCUACCCCACCUCCCUCGCUGUUUUUACUGCUCACAUCUUUUUGGGCCGCCCCCACAAUCUUAACGCCUGGAACAGACUAUCACAGUGGUUGCUUUAACCUCUUUGGCUGGUUAUGUGAUAUUUUUGGGGGGUUUCAAUAACUUAAUACUAAAGAGCUUUAGAUUCUAAGACGAGGACGACUACAAGUACGAGAAUUUCAACGUCAUUUCGGCGCAAAAACGUGUUAGCCGUCGUCAUUCUACUACAAGAAUGUCGUAGUGGCGGUAACAAGUUACCAAAUUUGAGAAGUUUAAUAAUUUUGCGACCGGGAAAGGGCUAAAGCUUCUGCAAUAAAGAUAAUCGCGCUAAUUUUUCAGGUGAAAAAUAGUAGAAUGAAGCUCUCCGGGUUGAAUAUUUUUCGAGAACGGGAAAAAACUUUAAGUUAAAUCUCGUACUCGUUUCCUCCUUGUCCUCAAAUCUAAAGCUCUCUACUUUUGUUUACUCCUUACAGAAAAACCGUACGCGCAUCAAGGACCCAUUAUUACUAUUAAGCUGAGUGAAAACACCGAGAACGUCACAGCAUCGGAUGGAUCACAGCAGACCCAGCUUGUAGAAAUGUUAUUUGAAAUGAAUUAUGACACAGGACACUGGCGGCGGCUAAAACGUACCAGAGUGGUGUCAAAACAAGGAGCACCGGGCGGGGGACAACCGCAGAAAAACUGA